Molecule: messenger RNA, 1513 nt
Organism: Phalaenopsis equestris
Lineage: Eukaryota; Viridiplantae; Streptophyta; Magnoliopsida; Asparagales; Orchidaceae
Product: protein PELOTA 1
Exons: 16
Coding region: 116-1252 (378 amino acids)
Biological process (GO): nonfunctional rRNA decay; RNA surveillance; nuclear-transcribed mRNA catabolic process, no-go decay
Cellular component (GO): cytoplasm
Source: RefSeq, a predicted model, not a curated record
AAACAACCCCUUUCGGCUUGCACCUUCACGAGGUCGACUGUUUUUCCUCUGUUUAGGGAGGAACAGCCCGGCUUUCUCGCUCUUUCGGCUUACUUUAUAUAAACAACUCCUAGCCAUGAAACUUGUUCGCCGCGACAUCGAACCAAACGGUCCGGGAAGCAUCAAGAUAAUCCCGGAGGAGGAAGAUGACAUGUGGCACGCCUACAACCUCAUCUCUGCAGGAGACCUAGUUCAAGCUGUCACAGUUAGGAAAGUUGUCAGAGAGCUGGCAUCCGGCGGAAGAGAUUCUGAACGUGUGAAGUUAAAGCUGGAAAUUAAUGUUGAGAGUGUAGAUUACAAUAAGGAGGGUUCGAUCUUGCGGAUACGUGGCAAGAACAUCUUGCAGAAUGAACAUGUGAAGAUAGGCCAAUUUCAUACACUUGAAGUUGAACUACAUAGGCCAUUUGUGCUAAGGAAGGAUAUAUGGGAUUCAUUUUCACUCGAUAUACUUCACCAAGCCUGUGAUCCUGCUGCAAGUGCUGACCUGGCUGUUCUUUUGAUGCAAGAAGGUUUGGCUCAUAUGUUUCUAAUUGGAAGGAGCAUAACAACAACUCGCUCUCGAAUUGAAACUUCUAUUCCAAGGAAGCAUGGUCCAGCAAUUGCUGGUUAUGAAUCAGCUCUGAAAAAGUUUUUUGAGAAUGUUCUACAGUGUGUGUUAAAGCAUGUUGAUUUUAAAGUUGUUCGAUGUUUAGUGAUUGCAAGUCCAGGCUUUACAAAGGAUCAAUUUCGUGACUAUUUACUAUUAGAGGCUGAACGACGUUCGCUAAGACCAAUAAUUGAGAAUAAGUCUCGCCUUGUUCUCGCACAUUCAACGUCUGGUUACAAGCAUAGCUUGAAAGAGGUUUUGGAUGCCCCUGGUGUUAUGAACUUGAUAAAGGAUACAAAAGCAGCUCAGGAGGUUCGAGCUUUGAAAGACUUUUUUGACAUGCUUUCAGAUGACACGUCCCGUGCAUGCUAUGGCCCUAGACAUGUUGAAGUAGCAAACGAGCGAAUAGCUAUUCAAACUCUUCUAAUUACAGAUAGCCUUUUCAAAAACGCAGAUGUGUUAACAAGGACGAAAUAUGUCAAUUUGGUUGACUCCGUAAAGAACUCUGGAGGCUCCGUCCAUAUUUUCUCUUCGAUGCAUGUCUCUGGAGAGCAGCUGGCGCAACUAACAGGUAUUGCGGCUAUCCUUCGCUUUCCCUUACCUGAUUUGGAUGACAUUGAGAUGUAAGUUAUUGCAGCAUUUUCUCUACUAAGAACAGAGGGAUGCAUCCAGUCUUGUGGAACUUUCUUUUUUUGCUAUGAUAUUUAGAAAUGAAGUUUUUUCAAUUAGCAAUUAAUGCUUACCUUGUCUUUUAAACAUAUACAAGCUAACAGCAGCAGUGUAAGAGUCCUGUUUUGCCUGUCUUCAUUCAUUACAGGCAAUCAAAUUAGCCAAGAUAUUUAUGUACAUAUGUUUCACAUUUAUUUGUUUGUUUUGUUCAAUAUUUAA